Molecule: messenger RNA, 2081 nt
Organism: Octodon degus (degu)
Lineage: Eukaryota; Metazoa; Chordata; Mammalia; Rodentia; Octodontidae
Gene: Asnsd1
Product: asparagine synthetase domain containing 1
Exons: 3
Coding region: 97-1980 (627 amino acids)
Molecular function (GO): asparagine synthase (glutamine-hydrolyzing) activity
Source: RefSeq, a predicted model, not a curated record
AGCUACAAAGUGAGCUCAAGGCCAGCCUGAGCUGCAUAGCAAACCCCUGUCUCAUAAAGACAAAAAAGAAAAGAGUCAUGCUGAUUUCAUAGAACAAUGUGUGGCAUUUGCUGUUCUGUAAGCUUUUCUGUUGAGCAUUUCAAGAAAGACUUAAAAGAAGAUUUACUAUAUAAUCUGAAACGGCGGGGACCUGACAGUGAUAAACAGUUGUUAAAAUCUGCUGUCAACUACCAGUGUUUAUUUUCUGGUCACGUCCUUCACUUGAGAGGUGUUUUGACCACCCAGCCUGUGGAAGAUGACAGAGGCAAUGUGUUCUUAUGGAAUGGAGAAGUCUUUGGUGGAGUAAAGGUUGAAACUGAAGAGAAUGAUACUCAAAUUAUGUUUAAAUAUCUUUCCUCUUGUAAGAGUGAAGCUGAUAUCUUGUCACUGUUCUCAAAAGUAGAGGGUCCUUGGUCUUUUAUAUAUUAUCAGGCAUCUAGUCAUCACUUAUGGUUUGGGAGGGACUUUUUUGGUCGCCGUAGCCUGCUUUGGCAGUUUAGUAAUUUGGGCAGGAGUUUCUGUAUCUCUUCUGUUGGUGCCCAGAUAUCCAGAGGGACAAAGCCUUGGCAGGAAGUUCCAGCAGCUGGCAUUUUCAGAACUGAUCUAAAUUAUGCAGCCAGUUCCAGAUAUGUGAUUUUAAAUUUCUAUCCUUGGAAACAUAUCUCUGAGGAGAAUGUUACUGAAGAAUGUAUUACUGUCCUGACUCAAAUUUCAACAGACUUACCAGCAUUUGUAUCAGUGGUGAUGAAUGAAGCCAAACUGUAUCUUGUAAAACCUGUUGUUCCUUUAAAUAUGAUGUCAUGCCAGGCUUCACCAGAAACUCAUUGCAGAAAAAUAUCCAGCGUCCCACCUACAAGAGAGACACUUCAGGUCUUUUUCACAGAUGAACACAUGAGAAGAGUAGUCCACCAGUUCCUUGACAUCUUGAGUGUUGCAGUCAAGAGACGCGUCUUGCAUUUACUGAGGGACAGAGACCUGCCACCAAAUGUAAUUUUAAAAUCUUGUGAUAGGAAAGCAAAUGUUGCAAUCCUGUUUUCUGGGGGCAUUGACUCCAUGGUGAUUGCAGCCCUCACCGAUCGCCAUAUCCCCUUGGAUGAGCCAAUUGAUCUUCUUAAUGUGGCUUUCAUGAUGAGAGAAAAGACCAUGCCAACUCACCUUAAUAGACAAAAACAGAAAGAUCACUGUGAAACACCUUCUGAAGAAUUCUCCACGAAUGCUGGUGCUGUUGAUGGUGAUUGUCUUGAUGAUAAAGUCCCAGAUCGGAUCACGGGAAGAGCUGGACUAAAGGAACUGCAAACUAUUAGUCCAUCUCGAGUCUGGAAUUUUGUUGAAAUCAAUGUUUCACUGGAAGAACUGCAAAAACUAAGAACAACACAAAUUUGUCACUUAGUUCAGCCCUUGGACACAGUGUUGGAUGACAGUAUUGGCUGUGCAGUCUGGUUUGCAUCUAGAGGGAUUGGUUGCUUAGCAACUCCAGAGGGGACAAAAUCAUAUCAGAGUGCUGCAAAGGUACUUCUCACAGGCAUUGGUGCAGAUGAACAGCUUGCGGGUUAUAUGCGUCAUCGUGUCCGCUUUCAGACCCUGGGACUGGAAGCACUGAAUGAGGAAAUAGCAAUGGAGCUGGGCCGGAUUUCUUCUAGAAAUCUUGGUCGUGAUGACAGGGUUAUUGGUGACCAUGGAAAGGAAGCAAGAUUUCCAUUUUUGGAUGAAAACGUCGUGUCCUUCCUAAAUUCCCUACCUAUCUGGGAAAAGGCAGACUUGACUUUACCCCGUGGAAUUGGUGAAAAGCUAAUUUUACGUCUUGCUGCUGUGGAACUUGGUCUUACAGCCUCUGCCCUCCUGCCAAAACGGGCCAUGCAGUUUGGAUCCAGAAUUGCAAAAAUGGAAAACAAUAAGGAGAAGGCAUCUCACAAAUGUGGAAGGCUCCAAGUCAUCUCUUGAGAAAAUCUUUCUUUUGAAAGGGAGACUAAAUUAUGAUAUGAUUUCAUAGUGGUACAAUAUUUACUGAAAGUUACAUAAAAAUAAAAUAUUGCUCUGCUUUA